This is a messenger RNA of Sorex fumeus (smoky shrew), 8692 nucleotides long. RefSeq names its product bromodomain and WD repeat domain containing 3 (gene BRWD3). Lineage: Eukaryota; Metazoa; Chordata; Mammalia; Eulipotyphla; Soricidae. Gene Ontology annotation, molecular function: protein binding. Gene Ontology annotation, cellular component: nucleus. The record is from RefSeq and is a predicted model, not a curated record. Gene Ontology annotation, biological process: cytoskeleton organization; regulation of transcription by RNA polymerase II; regulation of cell shape. The transcript is spliced from 41 exons. The coding region runs from base 54 to 5456 and encodes 1800 amino acids.
CCCCCCCCCGCAGCUCCUACGGAGCGAAAUCCCCAAAUCCCUUCGGGAAAAGGAUGGCGGCGGCACCUACCCAGAUCGAAGCUGAACUGUAUUACCUGAUUGCCAGAUUCUUGCAGUCCGGACCCUGCAACAAAUCCGCACAGGUGCUAGUGCAGGAGCUCGAGGAGCAUCAGCUGAUUCCGCGCCGGUUAGAUUGGGAGGGGAAAGAGCAUCGAAGAAGCUUCGAGGAUCUGGUGGCAGCCAAUGCACAUAUUCCUCCAGACUACCUCCUUAAAAUUUGUGAGCGAAUUGGUCCCUUACUAGAUAAGGAGAUACCUCAGAGUGUUCCUGGGGUGCAGACUUUAUUAGGUGUUGGUCGGCAGUCUCUGUUACGGGAUGCCAAAGACUGUAAGAAUACACUAUGGAAUGGGUCUGCUUUCGCAGCUCUCCAUAGAGGCAGACCUCCAGAACUACCUGUAAAUUAUGUGAAACCUCCAAAUGUGGUGAAUAUCACCUCUGCCAGACAGUUAACUGGAUGUAGUCGCUUCAGCCAUAUUUUCCCUUCAUCUGCUUACCAGCACAUUAAAAUGCAUAAGAGAAUUCUGGGGCACCUAUCCUCAGUCUACUGUGUAGCAUUUGAUCGAAGUGGGAGAAGAAUUUUCACUGGUUCCGACGAUUGUUUGGUGAAAAUUUGGGCUACAGAUGAUGGACGCCUCCUUGCUACACUUCGUGGACAUUCUGCUGAAAUUUCUGAUAUGGCCGUUAACUAUGAAAAUACUCUCAUUGCCGCAGGCAGCUGUGAUAAAGUUGUAAGAGUGUGGUGUCUUCGAACCUGUGCACCAGUUGCUGUCCUUCAGGGGCAUUCGGCUUCUAUUACUUCAAUACAGUUUUGUCCAUCAACAAAAGGCACAACUAGAUACCUCACUUCUACUGGUGCAGAUGGCACAAUCUGUUUCUGGCAAUGGCAUGUAAAAACAAUGAAGUUUAGAGAUCGCCCAGUGAAAUUUACUGAACGAUCCAGACCUGGAGUACAGAUAUCGUGUUCAUCUUUCAGUUCUGGUGGUAUGUUCAUUACAACAGGUAGCACGGACCAUGUGAUUAGAAUAUAUUAUUUGGGUUCUGAGAUUCCUGAGAAAAUUGCUGAAUUAGAGUCACAUACGGACAAGGUUGUUGCUGUUCAGUUCUGUAACAAUGGAGACAGUUUAAGAUUUGUUAGUGGCAGUCGAGAUGGAACAGCAAGAAUUUGGCAGUAUCAGCAACAAGAAUGGAAAAGUAUAGUGCUAGAUAUGGCUACUAAAAUGACUGGGAAUAAUUUGCCAUCUGGUGAAGACAAGGCCACUAAACUUAAGGUGACUAUGGUUGCCUGGGAUCGCUAUGAUACCACAGUUAUUACUGCAGUGAACAAUUUCCUUUUGAAAGUAUGGAAUUCUUUCACAGGGCAACUUAUUCAUACUUUAUCUGGUCAUGAUGAUGAAGUAUUUGUUUUGGAAGCACAUCCUUUUGAUCAAAGGAUCAUACUUUCAGCAGGUCAUGAUGGGAACAUUUUCAUUUGGGACCUUGACCAGGGGACCAAGAUUAGGAAUUAUUUUAACAUGAUCGAAGGGCAAGGACAUGGUGCAGUAUUUGACUGUAAAUUUUCUCCAGAUGGAAACCAUUUUGCUUGCACAGAUUCUCAUGGGCAUUUGCUGCUUUUUGGUUUUGGAUGCAGUAAAUACUACGAAAAGAUUCCAGAUCAGAUGUUCUUCCACACGGAUUAUCGACCUCUUAUUCGUGAUGCCAACAACUAUGUAUUGGAUGAACAAACCCAACAAGCUCCUCACCUUAUGCCUCCCCCGUUCUUAGUGGAUGUUGAUGGAAAUCCUCAUCCCACAAAAUUCCAAAGACUAGUACCAGGACGGGAAAAUUGUAAAGAUGAACAACUUGUACCACAGCUGGGAUAUGUAGCUAAUGGUGAUGGUGAAGUGGUAGAACAGGUAAUUGGGCAACAAACUAAUGAUCAAGAUGAGAGCAUUCUUGAUGGAAUAAUCAGGGAAUUACAAAGAGAACAAGACCUGAGACUAAUUAAUGAAGGAGAAGUUCUUCACUUUCCAAUUAAUAGAUCAUAUUCAUCUAAUGGUGCUCAGAGAAAUCCAAAUCUUGACAUAUCUUCCCCAAAUAUUGGGCUCCGACGUAGUGGUCAAAUUGAGGGUGUCCGACAAAUGCAUAACAAUGCUCCUCGGAGCCAGAUGGCCACCGAACGAGAUCUCAUGGCAUGGAGUAGAAGAGUAGUGGUCAACGAACUAAAUAAUGGUGUUAGUAGAGUUCAGGAAGAAUGCCGAACUUCAAAAGGUGACAUAGAAAUCAGUCUUUAUACAGUUGAAAAGAAAAAAAAGCCAUCUUAUGCUAUCCUGAGGAAUGAUCUCCAGCCUAGCUAUGGGCGGUCUUUACGAAGGACACAGCGUAAACGCCAGCAUACUUAUCAAACACGCUCCAAUAUAGAGCAUAAUUCACAAACAUCAAGUCAAAAUUCAGGUGUACAGGAUGAUUUAGACAGCUCCUCAGAAGAGGAUGAAACAAUGGGCACAAGUGAUGCUUCUGUAGAGGAUCCUGUUAUUGAAUGGCAAAGCGAAAGUUCUUCUAGUGAUUCCUCAAGUGAGUAUUCCGAUUGGACAGCAGAUGCUGGAAUAAAUUUGCAACCGCCAAAACGGCAAACCAGACAGACAACACGGAAAUGCAGCACCUCUGAAGAUGAGAAUUUGAAGUCACUAGAGGAACGGCAAAGGAAAUCUAAACCGACUAAAAAGAAGAGAGGAGGACUGGUUUCUAUAGCAGGUGAGGCCAAUGAAGAAUGGUUUGCCCCUCAGUGGAUCUUGGAUACCAUACCACGCCGUUCCCCAUUUGUCCCACAAAUGGGAGAUGAGCUUAUCUAUUUUAGGCAAGGACAUGAGGCUUAUGUGAGAGCUGUAAGGAAGUCAAAAAUAUACAGUGUUAAUUUACAAAAACAGCCGUGGAACAAAAUGGAUCUCAGGGAACAAGAGUUUGUUAAGAUUGUAGGAAUCAAAUAUGAGGUUGGGCCACCUACACUAUGCUGCUUGAAGCUUGCAUUUCUGGACCCCAUUUCAGGAAAAAUGACUGGAGAAUCAUUUUCUAUAAAAUAUCAUGACAUGCCAGAUGUCAUUGACUUUCUUGUACUACAUCAGUUUUAUAAUGAAGCCAAAGAAAGGAAUUGGCAGAUUGGUGACAGAUUCCGAAGUAUAAUAGAUGAUGCCUGGUGGUUUGGAACUGUGGAGAGUCAGCAGCCUUUUCAGCCAGAGUAUCCUGAUAGCUCUUUCCAGUGUUAUAGUGUUCACUGGGACAAUAAUGAGAGAGAAAAGAUGAGUCCGUGGGAUAUGGAGCCAAUUCCAGACGGAACUGCCUUUCCAGAAGAAGUUGGUGCUGGAGUUCCUGUAUCCCAGGAUGAACUGACAGCUUUGCUAUACAAACCCCAAGAAGGAGAGUGGGGGGUUCAUUCCAGAGAUGAGGAAUGUGAACGGGUCAUUCAGGGCAUUAACCACCUUAUUUCUUUGGAUUUUGCCAGCCCAUUUGCUGUUCCAGUGGAUCUUAGUGCCUAUCCCUUAUAUUGCACUGUAGUUGCUUAUCCAACUGACCUCAACACCAUCAGGCGCAGACUUGAAAAUCGCUUCUACAGGAGAAUAUCAGCAUUAAUGUGGGAGGUGCGCUACAUUGAGCAUAAUGCCAGGACUUUCAAUGAGCCAGAUAGUCCCAUAGUUAAAGCAGCCAAAAUUGUAACUGAUGUCUUACUUCGGUUUAUUGGGGAUCAGAGCUGUACUGAUAUAUUGGAUACUUAUAAUAAAAUUAAAGUAGAAGAACUAAACAGUACUGAUGCAGAAGAGGAUGCAGAAAUACUUGAUUUAGAUUCAGAUGGCCCGGGUACUUCAUCUGGAAGAAGAGCAAAAUGCCGAGGCGGAAAACAGACUUUGAAGUGUAAUCCCGAUACUUGGAGAAAACAGUGCAAAGAGCUAUUAAGCCUCAUAUAUGAACGUGAAGACUCAGAGCCAUUUCGACAGCCAGUUGAUCCUCUUUCUCUUCUAGGUCAUCAAGGGCAAGAUGGAGAAACCUCAGAGUCACUUAUUGCAGAAAGACAGCAAAAUUCAUCUCUCUCUGAGGAUUAUCAAGAUGCUAUAGACACUCCUAUGGACUUCAGCACUGUGAAAGAAAUUUUGGAAGCAGGAAACUACAGUAGUCCUCUGGAAUUUUAUAAGGAUGUUCGCCAAAUAUUCAGCAACUCCAAAGCUUAUACCUCUAAUAAAAAGUCAAGGAUCUAUAGUAUGACACUGCGAUUGUCUGCCUUAUUUGAAAGUCAUAUUAAAAAUAUCAUCUCUGAAUAUAAGUCAGCAUUCCAGAGUCAGAAGAGGAGAAAACCACGAUAUAGAAAACGACUAAGAAGCAGUAGCAGUUCUCCAUCUAGUAGCCGAGCUCCUAGUCCAAAAGGGAAACAGAAGCAAAUGAAGUUGCAACCUAAAAAUGACCAGAAUACCUCAGUAUCUUGUGCCAGGACUAGCUCUCCUUUCUCAUCUCCUGAUGCUGCUGAGGGGCUUUCACUGUAUCUACUUGAUGAUGAUUUAGAUGGCCCGUUUUCUUCAUCGAGUUUCAGUGGAUAUAGCCGAAAUGGAAAUAGCCAAGAUCCAGGGAAAGCCAAAUCAUUUCGUAAUAGAACUUCACCAAUUAAACAAGAUCACUCUCUUGAUGGAUUGGAUCAGUCCCUUACAAAUGGUGAUGGCAGAGAGCCCCGGACAGGAGUAAAAAGAAAACUGCUUCUUGCUUCUGAAGAAGAUGAAAGCAUAGGACAAGAAGAGAAAGAGAAGAAAGAAACAAAAGAGAAAUCACAUUUAUCCUCCUCAGAAAGUGGUGAAUUAGGAUCUAGUUUAAGUUCUGAAAGUACCUGUGGUUCUGAUUCUGACUCUGAAUCAACUUCAAGAACUGAUCAAGAUUAUGUAGAUGGAGACCACGACUAUAGUAAAUUCAUACAAACCAGACCUAAAAGAAAACGCAGAAAACAAUAUACCAAUGGAAAAAGAAACUGGAAGAGGAGAGGCAUGGGAGGAAGGGGAAGAUGGGGCAGAUGGGGUAGAUGGAGUAGAGGAGGCAGAGGAAGAGGAGGCAGAGGACGAGGGGGUCGAGGAAGAGGUGGUGGUGGCACUAGGGGAAGAGGGAGAGGAAGAGGAGGAAGAGGUUCUUCUAGAGGAGCCACCAGAGCCAAACGUGUACGUACUGCAGACGAUGAAUUUGAUACCUUAUUUUCAGGACGUUUCAGUAGACUGCCUCGAAUUAAAACAAGGAACCAAGGCAGGAGGACUGUUUUAUAUAAUGAUGAUUCUGACAACGAUAAUUUCGUGUCCACUGAAGAUCCUCUGAAUCUUGGUACAUCCAGAUCAGGCAGAGUACGUAAAAUGACAGAAAAAGCCAGGGUUAGUCAUCUCAUGGGAUGGAAUUAUUAACAAUUAAUAAAUGUAUACUAAUUUAAAAAAUUCAAUGGCCUUCUACUGCAGGGAAUUUACCAGGAAAUUUACAAAGCAAGUUGUGUGGGAACUUCCGAUUCCUUUCACAUUGGUGCUUUUCCAUAAUUCCAGUAUAAGUGUGUUUCAAGACUUUAAACCUCCACACUUCCAUUUGUUCAAAUAAGCCUUACUCAUUAGGCCUUAAAUGAAAAAAAUCUUCACACACACACACACACACACACACACUACAGAUUUACUAUAUAAAGGAGCAUCCGGCUUCUUAAGAGUAGCAUGAAAUUUUUAUCUCAAUUGAAUAUCCCUCUUUUCUUUUAUAACAUAGGAGUUUAGCAUCUUCUUAAAGAGUUUUAUAUAAUUUGUUUUUGCCAUUUUGAUUCCUGUACCCAGUAAUAACUUUUGCACAAUACACCAAUCCUAAAGGCAGCUAUUAAAUGUUUACACUUUCUAUAUUGUUAGAACGAUCUGGAUUAUUUUAUUGUUCCUAGGCCAAACUUUCAUGCAUUGUACUAAACUGAAGUAUAUAUUUAUACUACAGUUUUUUUUGGGGGUGGGGGAAAUCUUGAUAUGCUUUUAAUUGAUUUGCUUAACUCAUAUUAAGGAUGAGAAAGGGUUGGUGCCUUGUAAAUAUGUAGCUGAUAUUUGUAGUGUAUUCUGAUGUGUGCAUUAACUUUAUUUAAAAAAAAGAAUACUUGAGAUAACAAUUUAGACAAGGUGCCAAAUGCAAAAGUUUCUUGCAUCCAUUUUCCUUUAUAUUUUAUUGCAUUAAUAGAGCUUGUGUAACAUAAAAAAUAGCUUAAAUAUUUGAAAAAUCCUCAUCUACAAAGUAUACUUCUUUAAAUAGUAGCUCAGCUACCUCUUUUAACUAUAACUACUGGAAACAUUAAGGAAAAUAGAUGCUUUUAUUCAUUACUAAGGAGAAAUAGAACAAGCUUGGUAGGAAUGAAUACCCCUAAAUUAUAAGCUGGAGGUUGUUAAUAAACCAUAUGUGCUCUCAAAAAUCAUAAUUAACGAACUUUCAUAAGUAUAGUAUGCUCUAUCUUAGUUUUUUCUUAAAACUCUUUAAAGUAUACCUGGGCAACUGCUUAUGUAUCCGCGCUACCAAUAUUUAACAUCUGUAAAUGACUGGCUUUCAAAUGAAUUUUAAGUGUCACCAAGCACCUAGUUUGAGUUGGAAUGUUUUGGCUAGCUCAUAUUUUGAAUGAACUAUAAUGGGUUCUGUUCAUACCAUUCCAAAGGGGCCAUCUGUUAUAAUCUUUCAGAAAGGAACCUUAUUGCACUGCACACUGGUAUUUUGAGUCAUUAUUUUAUAGAUUUUUUUAAAAGUCUUUAAAACCCUUAGAGUCUUGUUUACAGCAAUAGAGUGCACAUAGUUCCAUAAGUGAACUUGAGUUCCAAGAUCAGUUUUACUCUUUAAAUUUGAGAGAUUGUAAAUUUGCUGAUUUGUUAGCUACAUAGUUUUUUUGUUUUUUGUUUAUUUGUUUUUUUGGUGAGAGGAAUACUAUUGAUCUGGUUUUUGUUAAUGUUGUUGUGUGGAUAAUAGAUUUGUUGCACUUAGAUCAGACUUGUGGGAUAAAUGAAACUUCUUAAUGUAUGCCUACUAAUCUUGAGUAUUUUUAAGGUAACGUGUUUUAUGCUUUCAAUCAUAUAUUGAAUCUGAAGAUCCUUAAGUGCAGAGAAAUGAGUAUACACAUAUCUUUUGCUUUUUUGGUUGGCUCAGUUAGGGGUUAUUCUAAGACUAACAACACUGUUUUACAGUUUUCACUUGCUGUAGAAAUGAUGUUCAGGCUUUAAGUAUUGUGAAUUUUAAUGGCACUAACUUCUACUACUAGAUAAAUAGUUCAAGCUAAUUUUUUAUUGUCUAUUUUUUUCCAAAAGGAAGUCAAAACUAUUUCUGGUUGUAACUCAGCUGCCACAUUCAGCCACAGUGUAAAUUAUAAAAAAAUCGUAUUUGAGAUUCUCUAUUUGAUUUUACUAAAAUAUACUUUCAGUUAUUCAUCUCUUGGGAAUUUAGACCAAAUUUAUACCUCUGCUUUCUGAGAAUCACUAAGACCUUGGCAUAUCCUAAUAAAAGUAACAUAGUUAUUUAUAUUUUUGGAUAUACCCAAAUAUGCAAAAUGUGUGUCUUAUUAGUAUGAACACUUUUAUUGGUAUUUAAGCUGACAUCUUGAAAUGUAGAUGAAUUGCCAUUUGUGUGACUUUACUUAUAUCAAGCUUUAUUUAUAAUUUAUUUUGAAAAAUAAAAAUGCCACAUUUAUUUCCCAAAUGUCAAGAUUUUCUAGGUUUAGGUAAUUAGAAUAAGACUGAAGGCAUUUUAAAGCAUAUUUUAUAUGUAGUAAAAUACUGUGAAAAUACUAGUGAGCAGCAUUUUGUUUUAAUGUUGAGUUUAGUUAUUAGGAUUUAAAGAGUUAGUAAACAGGGUAUGUUAGAUGAGUAUAGUUAUCAUUUAUUACAGAACAAACAGAUCAUUUUCUGUUUGCAUGCAAAUUAUUUUAGUAAGUAUGAAAAUUAAGUUUGGAAGAUAAUAUUUUUACUUUUGUACCUGGACUCUUCCCUCCCAGGCUCCCAGCUAAUUUGUACUUUGAUCUCUUUUUGGUAACACUGCCUCUUAUCAAUGUGUUUUAAUGUGUAUCACAUUGACUAAAGGGUCACUUAGUUUUGUAGAGUCCCUUUAAACCAAAAGAAGAUCUGGGUUCAAUCAUAACAAGGCAGGUAAUAGGUAAGCAGGUAAGCUAAAAUUUUGGAGAAAAAUCUAAAUUUUAAAUUAAUUGCUAAGAAAAAAAACAAUACUCUAUAUGUCCAGGAGAGCACACACAUGUAUAAGCCCAAUAUUGCGCUGUUUAUUAAUAAGUGACCUGUAUUUUUCUCAAAAUGCUAAUGAUAUUUUAAUUCACAGCUAAACAUCUAGCAUUGUAUAUGUUUAUGAAAAGAGAAUUGUGUGUUUCCUCUGUGGCUUACUGUAUGUCUCUUACAGCAAUAGUAUGCUCUCCAAGCAUUCACUAGCCUGUUAGCUUAAUGAUUAAAUUUAUUGUGUGUGUGUGCACACACGUGUGUAUGUGUGUUUUUUUUUUCAAUUUGACAGACUUUAUUUCAGACAUUAAAAUUUUUGUAUGGAAAAGAACUAUAUUUCAUUCUACCAAUUAUUUGACUCUUAUAAAGUGCUUAGCCCAUAUAUAUAGAACUUGUUCAUCUAUUUCAUAAUGCCUUCCAAACAGUGUAGG